Pantherophis guttatus is the source of this 393-nucleotide messenger RNA. The record is from RefSeq and is a predicted model, not a curated record. Lineage: Eukaryota; Metazoa; Chordata; Lepidosauria; Squamata; Colubridae.
AUGCUAGCUGAGGAAUUCUGGGAUGUCUAUCCAACAAAAAUGGCCAAGCAGCCAAGCGUUCAGGAUGGUGGUUCACUUAUAUUCGGAGGAGUCGAUUCCAGUCUCUACUCUGGUCAGAUUAACUGGAGUCCAGUCACCCAAGAAGAGUAUUGGCAAAUUGCGAUUGAUGGAUUCCUGGUCAACAACCAGGAAACCAAUUGGUGUAGCCAGGGGUGCCAGGCGAUUGUGGAUACCGGAACAUCCCUACUCACUGUUCCUGGGCAAUUCUUUGGAAACCUGAUGCAGAACAUUGGAGCUCAGCAAAGCAACAAUGGCCAGUUUGCGGUUAACUGCAGUAACAUUGAGUACAUGCCGACUAUCACAUUUGCCCUCAAUGGAGUUUAUUACCCCUGA